Molecule: messenger RNA, 3734 nt
Organism: Trichoderma citrinoviride
Lineage: Eukaryota; Fungi; Ascomycota; Sordariomycetes; Hypocreales; Hypocreaceae
Exons: 4
Coding region: 9-3734 (1241 amino acids)
Source: RefSeq, a predicted model, not a curated record
CUCUCGCCAUGGCUGCUGAGAACGAGCGGGAACCCGCUGCCCGUGGCCGUGGCCGAGGUGGGCGCGGUGGCCGGGCUGGUCGAGGCCGAGGCGGCAGAGGUGCUUCCAACAACGCUGCGGCAGGCGUCGCCAAAGCAGCAAACAACAAGUCUGGCCGCGGCGGCACUCGCAGAGGCCGAGCCAAGAGCUUCGCCGACUCUCGCGUUCAGGCCGCGUAUGAACGCCAGAGAGAUCUCAAGGCCACCUACCAGACCGUCUCGUAUGCCAUCAAGAACGCCCUGCAGGAGCUGGCCGACCGGUCCAUCGACGAGGUCCUGCGCAACUUCGACCUCGAUGAGUAUGAGGCGACCGGCGAGCUUCAGCAACGCCUGGAGCAGAAGCUUGCCCUGUUUGAACGCCAGUUGCAAGCCAAGACGCAACUCGCCAAAGAGACUUACGACUCCGCGAUCUAUGUCACGGAGCAGGAAUUCGAGCUUGGUUUUGAAGACCUUGCAGACCGGUUCAUUGAUGGCCAGUUGAACCGUGUUCGCAUCAUUGGUGCGCUUCGCUCAAAGGAUCUCCCAAUCGACAUAUCCGAUGACCAGUAUGAGUACAAGGUCAUCUCUGAUGAGCAUUUCGACAAAGAGUUUGGCAUCUAUGAAUCCUACAAGGACGGUUACCUUGUCCCUUAUCCCUCGCGGGUCGAGGGCACUGAGAUGUGGCAAAGAGCCCGCGAUGCCGAAGCUGCCACCGCCGCUGCGGCUGCUGCUGCUGCCGCUUCUUCUGGUACUCGAGGAGGAAGGGGCGGACGUGCCCGGGGUGGUGUCAAGCGUCGCGCCCAAGACCAGCCCGAGGGCCAGCCCACCGUCAAGAAGACGACUCGCAGCAACUUUGAAAGCCAGCCCCUGCCCACCACCCCCAUCACGCCCGCCAAGGGACUUUUGGCUACGGAGAUUGAAUCUCACACCGAUGGAGCUCCCGUGGAGGAGGAUUCUGGUCCCGUCACUCCCGAGCCCGUCAUUGCUUCCAAUGGCGUUACCCCUGUUGUUGUCGCCAGAUCCGAUAGCAAGCUCGGCGCUCAUGAAAGAAGCCCUCCCCUGCCCAAGAACAUCUCGGAUGCUGACGAGUACGGCUGCCGCAUGUACAACCAGAGACCGUCGGCGAAGGAGAGGGGCGCUAACAGCCGCCUCCUCGUUCCGCGACUCUUCACCUUUGAGGACUAUGAGAUUGGCUUCCGUGACAGCACCAACGACUCUUCCAAGGGACACACGCACGCCAAGCGAGGCAAAUACCUCGAUACCCCGGACAGCAACGGCAUGCAUUUUGACUACUGGUGCAAUGGCUACGACUAUUCCAACACCACUCCGUCCGACUUUGAUCGGGAGCUCGUCAAGAAGCAUGGCCUCCACCCCCGCUUCGGCGUCUUCCUGCCUACCAGCACCAACGAGCAGGAGCCGACCAAGCCGUACGUCAUGCCGGGAAAGCCGGUGGUGUUCAUCGCUGAGCCUUCGGGCCGCAUCUCCCACGCCUCCCGCUCCUUCCAGCGGACGGUUAAUGAUCGUCGCGUGGUUGACGAGCCGGUGAGGGUGAAGAUGAAUGCCGCGAUGCGGCGUUUCUGCAAGCUGCAAGACAUCCCCCUCGACGAUGUCGCCGUCACCGAGUACCUGCCCACCGAGGAGGAGCUUCGCAGCCGAUCCCUGGGCACGGCCGCCAAGGAGCUCGAGUCCAUCCCCGAGGCCGUCGAGACCUCGCCCGAGACAGAUGAGCAGGUCUCCACAGAGGAAGAGCCCACGGAGCCGCCCCAGCAGGGUGGCCUUGCCGCCAUGUCCGUCCUUACUUAUGCGACCGCCUUUGUCGAGGCCGAGCUGAACACGCGAGCUGCGCCGCCGCCUGCCCCAAAGGCCACAAGAUAUGAUGCCAUUAGAGAUGUCUUCACGGAUUCGAAACCUGCCCCAGCGCCUGCUGCUGCCGAGACAAACAGCCUCAACCUCAACUUCCUGGCUGAGCUGUGCAACGUCGAGACUCGCCUGCAAGAGCCCGAGGGCUCUAUCGUCAAGACGCGGGCACCUCACGUGGCCGUGCCAGAGGCAGAAUCCGAGAUGAGGGUCCAUCGCGAGGACGUGCCACCCGUUGCUCCUCCGAUGAGCCAAGUCCCCAUCAACGCGCAGCAUGCCCCCCUUGAGCCUGCUCAGGAGCAGCACCAGGCGUACUACUCCUACAACGGCUACGCCGUGCCUGAGCCUCCUCGAGACGUGCCCAUGGGGGCUAUCCGACCGAUCGACCCUCUCUACGCAGGUGGCCGUAUGGCACACUAUGGCCCUGAAGGUACCAUGCUCGCCCCAGCGUCGGCGCCUGUGCAGGCUCCCCCUCCUCCAGUACCCGCCGCGGGUUAUGCUCAUUACUGGUCUCAGCAGGCUCCUCCCCCUCCGCCGGCCGCUCUAGCUCCCGCUCCCGCUCCGUCGCCGGCUGCGGUUCAAGCACAGGCUCCCCCGGCUCCGGGGCCCGGCACGCCAUACUCUCAUGGCUACUGGUCACAGCAGCCCCCGCCUCCAGGCGCUCAGCUUCCCCCGCCAUCUCCAGCUAUGGCACAGGCACAGGGUCCGCCGCCGCCGCAACAGCAGCAGCAGCACCCGCAGCACCAGCAGCAGCAGCACCCGCAGCACCAGCAGCAUUACCCGCAGCCUCCUCCACCUAGGAUGCCCUUCUCUGCCGAACCACUGCCGCCGCAGCCACUGCCACCUCUCCGACCGCCUCGAGGUCGUUCACAGCCUGUCCAAGAUGACAUGCUGCGUGACCCUAUGAUGAGGCCGGCUCCUCAUGGCAUGAACAACUACUAUCCACCUGGCCCCCCUCGACCCUAUCAUUACCCAACUCCUGAGCCCCUGGCCCCUAUGCCGCCACUCGCACAGGAAAGGAUCCUGCCCGCCCCCCAGCCACAGCAAUCCUACAUGGGACCGUCCGGCCCUGGCUACGCGCCUCAGAUGCCUUCGCCGACCUUUGGCCACCCCCAGCCAAUGUCUGGUCCCAUGGGACAGAGCCCUCCCGGGACACCCCAGGGGGUCCCCGGCUCGAUGCACCGCCAUCGUUCCACGCCCUCGGGCUCCUCCGAUGCUGGAACCGGCAAAUAUCGCAAACUACAGCCCGCCCCAGUGCCCGCUCACCGAACAUGGUCAAGCAAGCCGGAGCUAAAGACCAUUCCUUAUGAUCACAAAGAGACAGGAGCAUCGGCCGCCCUUCCGAAGUCUGGUCCCACGCAAAUUAGGGGUUGGAACGCCACGACUUCUCAUCCCACUCCUCCUCAUCCCAACUGGUCUGUUCGCUUUGCGGAACCACACACCAUCCACCUUCCACCGUUAUUCCCACGCGUCACAACUCCAGCUCGGCCGCGCACAAUGGCUGACGACCUGGACCUCUACCCAACUCCCCCAAUUCCGGAUGGGAAUGCCACCGUUUCCGUCGAGCAAGCCGCGGCUCCAGCCGACCCCGCGCCCGCAGGACCCUCUCCUGCCGAGCCAGCUCCUGUUGAUGACCCCGUCUCUGAGAAUGGCACGACGGCGUCACGCCGUCUUCGCCCACGGAGAGCUAAAACGCCCGCCUCUACAACCGCCCCUACCCCUUCACCACAACCAACUACCCCCGGCCGUCGCGCAAGGAAGCCAAGCCGAACGGCAUCAAAGAAGAAGACUGCUCGAAAGGGGGCUGCUCUGGCUUCCAUUCAGGCCCAGCCUCAGCCCCCAGCGGAGGGCGCAUCAUAA